This is a messenger RNA of Aspergillus oryzae RIB40, 3984 nucleotides long. RefSeq lists its product as uncharacterized. NCBI's taxonomy places the organism in Eukaryota, Fungi, Ascomycota, Eurotiomycetes, Eurotiales, Aspergillaceae. The transcript has a single exon. The record is from RefSeq and is a predicted model, not a curated record. Bases 1 to 3984 code for a protein of 1327 amino acids.
AUGGCAUCAGAAAUCCCCAACGUCAAGCCCCCCCAAGGGAUGCCGGACGAGGCUAGGCGCUUUUCCUUCUACAAGGACGCAGAAGCGAAAUUCAAGGCCCCUCACUGGGUUGAGGACGAGGUGAAACGGCUUACCCUCUACAAGGAGGCAGUAGCGGCAAUAGAGUUCACUAAAGAGGAACUCGACAAUAUCAUGAGCGAGCUGAAAUCCAACCCCGAGGAGGGUGAGAAAGAUGAUCGUCAGGCAAAGUUGCAUCGGAUGCUGGCCCACUAUAUCGCCCCGACGGUCGGCUCCGACUUCGAGAUUUUCAAUGACUCCAAGAUCCAGCGUUGGCAGACGGCUGAGAUCCCCGACCGCGAGAAAUGGCAUGUCAUGCCUGCGCCAGCGCCGAGUACCCCGCUGCGUAUGAUUGAUGUCGACACCGGCGAUUUGGUGAAUACCACGAGCUGCGGCCCGCUCGAUCAGUAUUGUAUUCUGUCCCAUACAUGGAAAGGCGACGAGAUUACUUGGGAUUAUCUGGUUAAGGCGAAAAAGUCAAACUUUAAAAGCCAGUCGAGCGAGGGAGAUAUUGAAGUGGCCAAGGACAGAAGCGAUAUUGAGGCGGUCAGUGCUAGGAGCGAUAAAAAGGCUUACAAGGCACUUGAAAGGCUCCAGAAAUGUAUCGCGACCUGCCGGAAGCCCAUGGAUCUCAAGGUCCCUGGGUUGGAUUUCCUGGAGAACCCCAGUGUGGAUGUGGUCUUACAGAAAUACUUCCAAGUACAAGCCGCGGAGAGGGACCAUGCAAGGACUUCUAAAGAAGUCCAACAAGUCCUGGACUACUACGUCAGUGCAUCAUGGGAGGCCAGUUACUACAAAUCAAAUUGGAAAUCGCUGGGUGGAAAGUCAUCGUCACAUCCCGAUCAACAUAAUACUAACGAGCAGGAUAGGAACAGUCUUCCCAGAGAGCUAAAGGCUGUGAUCGACCAUCUCCUGUCGGAUGCAGAGCAAAGACAAUAUGCAGUAUCUAAAGACUACGAUACGGCACAAGGAACGCUGUCCGAGUGUGCUGCGAUCAAAGAUUUCUUCAGGAUCAAUCGGGAACUCGUGUACGCGAUCGAAAAGCUGCUGCGAGCACUGUACUAUCGCAAAUCUGCCCGGAAGCUCCAACAAACUGUGAACAAAGCGAAAGGGAUUUUUGACGAGUGUUGGUCCUCCAAGAGUGGCGGCCGACGGUACGUUUGGCUGGAUAACUGCUGCAUCAAAAAGUCCGACGCAGGCGAAUUGACCGAGGCUUUGGCGCGUAUGGGAGAAUGGUAUGCGAAUGCUGCCUUCUGCCUGGUCCAUAUUGAUACCCCACGAUCGGAUACCGAAUGGAUCCAAGAGUGCAAUCAGAUCCUCCUGCCAAACGGGGAGAGGCCCGGUGACUCUGCUCAGUCGAGUGUCGUGAAGACAUACGAAGGGCUAUGGAACAAAACGAAGCUAAAGAUCGAAUGGGCCACCCGUGGCUGGACAUUGCAGGAGCUCGUCCUGAGCCGAGUGACAUAUUACUUUAAUGAGAAUUGGGAGCCUCUACGUCGGGAUGUUGAUGCCAUCGGCCCAUACUACUAUCUGGUCCCGUUUAUCGAACAAUAUCUACGACGGCCUUCUACCUCGCCUAAGGUGAAGGGAGAUGUAAAUUUACAAGAUGGUAUUCAAAAGGCUCGGGAAUUGAUCUCGAAAUUGGGCGAUAUUGGGCUGGAGGUACCUAUGAAUCUGCAAAAAACGACUGCAAGGGGCCAAAUCGGUCGGAUGGUUAACCUGGCCGCGGAGAAGAUGGCUGAGGAUGGACGAGGUGCUCUACAAACAUUGUGUCCCCAUCUGGAUAUGUCAAAGGUUACAGCCAGAAUUGAUGCACUGAACUCUGUCCUCGGGGAUAUCGUUGCCCACCUAAAGCCGGCGAUUGAGGCCGACCGGGAGCAUGUCCGAAAGAUUGGACGACUAUCCCGGCUCCAAAACUGGUGGGACGGAACUGACCCGGUGAAUUCAUCUGCACGGAGCAUCAUAGCGAUAGCAUCCGAACGGAACGUAACGGUUCCUGUCGACCAGGUGUAUUCUCUCAUGGGCAUCUUGGGCGUGCGGUUUCCGGUGUUUCCCGCCGAAGACAUCCCCAAAGCACUCUGCCGAUUGAUUGACGAAGUUGUGGUGACCUCUAACGAUGUCUCCGUCUUUAAUUGGAGUGGUAGGUAUCUGGGGAGUCCCAUCCGCGGGCGAUCAUUGUACCCCCGGAGCAUCGAAGCCUUUCACCAGACGGACGCUGCCAUAACGGAGGUCCGAGCAAGCAUCGCUCAGUACCUCAGGGGUGAACGUUUGAAACGUGGCAGAGUAACAAAAUCCGUGCUGGUGCGCCUACGAGAGCUGAUGGACACGACAACCAGCAUAGACAGAGGAUGCCGUAUCCUGGAAAAAUUACAACAACUUUUUGAAUGUAUUAAGAAUGCACCCUUUGAAGCGAUGGUGGACUGUGUGAAUGACAUGAUAAAUAUAAGGGAGGAACUGGAAACAAAUAUCAACCGCGAGAAAGCGAAUGCUACCAGGAUCAAAGAUCUUCGACAAGCACAGCGCGACGAACAGGUAGAGAAGGUCAGUGCGAGAUUGCGGGAAACGGUCCAGGAACAGGGCCAGAAACUGAAGAAGGUUGUGCCAUCGUCAGUGAUGGGAAUCGGCCGGUCGAUGUCAAAGAGGCUCCCCAGGGGAAUCCUCUACGACCCUUAUGGAGGAAAAAAUGAAGCCAGUCAAGAUCCCCCCAACCCAUCAUCUCCGUCGGAGAAAUUGGAACCUGUUGAAUGGGAUGGGCUACGUCAAAGCCUCGAAGAUUUUAUGAAGCGUCUAAAACAACCGAAACAAGAACAGCAGGAAAACCAUCAAAACAUGCAGCCCGCUGCAGAGGGCAAAGAGCCCUCACAAAAGCCAGACCGGAAGAUGGUGUGUCCUAAUCCAAUUAUUGUGACAUCCGCUGGGGUUCGUGGGGUCUUUGAUGUCCAACGCGUGGUUGUCCAGAUGGAAAGUCCACUGACACUCCGUGCCAAAGUUCACCAGGCAGUCGAUGGGGAAAUGAUUGAAGGUUGCUGUACAAUUAGUACAGGCUUCAGCCGUGUUUUCGUCAGCUUUACGUGCGAGAAGGAAAUACUAGAGGAGCAGCUGGACAUAACAGAGGUGAUUGAGCGCCAGUUAUCCAAAACGCGCAAGGGUACCGGUCGAGAAAAGAACGCCCAGUCAACCCAGCCAGGGGCAAACGAUAACCCAAGCCCUGUUAAGCCCAACCAGGAAGAUACUUCGGACAAGGCAGCCGACGACCUCGAGGAAUGGUCAACAUCAGAAGAGCCAACGCGAAGGCAUUUGUACCGGAUGGUGCAGUUUGUCCAAGAAGAUAACCUGCGCGCAAUUGCUGGCGAGUGGGUACUGGCUCGGUUCUCAGAUGUAGAGGGGGCAGACUGGUUCCUGUGCCGUUUCGAGCUGGGUUCUGGCGAUGAGUUCUAUGCCCGUCGGAUUGCUACCGAUGCCUUUACCUUUGAAAAUGGCAUUCCAGAGGCAGGGCUAAUCGACAUUUGGCAGGAUUACAUGGCAGAGCAGAAGCGUCUCAUGUGCAGCUUCUUAAUUUCAUCCCUGAAAGGUAAGCAACAUCUACAUGAAACAGAUGAAGCUUUGAGGAAAUUAGAAGAAAAGGUAGACGAGCGAUGGGGGGAAGCCUUCAAGAACGUCAGAGAGAAAGAUUUGCCCGCCAAAUUAGUCAAGGAACUGAUCUCCAAGUCAACUAUAACUGAGGCUGGUCUCCUCUUCAAUUCCAUCCGUCCCGCAAUAGCUGGCACUCCUUACUUGGUGUUUGCCAGCUAUCUACAGACAAAGAUCCAUGAGGAUGCCAUUCGAAAGGUCCCUCCCAUCCUCCGUGGCGCAGUCAAAGCUAUGGGUGAAGAAAGACAGCGGUUUCCGAUGAUGUACCACCCCUCCCAGAAUAUCCACAUGUUCUGA